AUGUCUGCCUCCCACCUCUCCGUCGACGACCUUUCUGCGCUAUCCAAGGGACAGGUGCCUUUCGAGCUCGCUGCUGCCCUCGUCUACCCGUCGCUUGCGCCUCAAGAUGCGUAUCCCUCAAGCUCGGCCUCGUAUCCCACCAGACAAGACGCCUUCCCCGCAUACCCCUCUGCUGGAUACCACUAUGUCAAUGACCAGCCAAGCACCUUUUCCCCUGCCGGAUUUCCGUCGGGGGACAUUUCUCUGCACGACGCCAUCGCCGAGGCGCUUGUGACAGCCCAGCUUCAGCAGCACCCCCCUAGUCCGCCUUCGCACAUGCAUUAUCCAGUCCGCUGGCCUGCGGCCGACAACUUUGGCCCAUUCAACAUGGCCCACGGCACCAUCGGUCCCUCGGUGCACCAGGACAUGCCCUUGCUGCAUCCGCAAGCCGCCGUUGCCCCAGAGAGUGCAUACCAGCCACUGCCUCCAGACGCUCACCGCUCGGCCGCUCAGCCCGCAUGGUCGGUCUCGGGCUCGUUAGACCCAGUCACCGGGGUCUUCCAACGUUCCUCGGAGCACCCAAGGAUGCGCACGGCCCAGGCUUGCGAGAAAUGCCGUAUCAGAAAAGCAAAGUGUAGCGGAGAGCACCCGUUUUGCCAGAGGUGCCGCUCGAGAGGCCUUCUCUGCGAGUAUGCGCCCGAGCGCAGGAUGCGUGGUCCGAACAAAAACAAGCGCAAGAGCGUCAGCGGAACUGGCCCCGACCGUCGCUCAUCGACGCCGCACUCCGAGCGCAGGAUGUCGGUCGCCUCGACGAGCUCAAGCUCAAGCGAGGCCGACCACCCCGUCCUCGACAUCCCUCCUGCCGUCGUGGCUGCCGUCGUGGCGUCCGCAGCCCACUCCCCCGAGCUGAUCUCCCCAUCGCCCUUCGUCGACCCAGCCCGGCCACACUCCCACCCGAGCCCCCUCCGCUUCGGCCUCCCGGAGCCCAUCGAGCCCAUCCCCGUGCACACACCCGAGCAGCAGCACAUCGGCCGCCGCCCGCGCCCGCCUCCGCUCAACCUCGACAGCGCCUCGUUCUUCCCCGCGCUCCCGUCCGGGCCCAGCGAGCACACCGUCCCCGCCUCCGCAGUCCCCGCCGGCUUCGCCGACGACACGACGCCCACCGUGCACCCCGCCGCGCGGCGUGCGUCCCUCCCGGCAUACCUCGCCGUCACCCCCAGCGCGGGCGACGGCGCCCCGGCGAGCUUCUCGCCCUCGGACUCGGUCCCGCCGACGAUGGACACGCUCUCGGUGCACUCGCACUCGCGCUCAAACUCCAACUCCAACUCGACGCCCGGCUCGCUGCACGCGCCGCUCACCCCGCUGUCGCUACCGGACAGUAUGCCCGCGCACGGAGACAUCGCGUACCCGGGCGACUUUGACUUGGGCACGUUGGGCGCCGUCGAGCACGGCAAGGAGGGCGGCCAGGCGGGCUUUGACCAGACGGUGGCCGAUGUGCUGCGCUCGCCUCUGCUCGACCCGGCGGGAAAGCCGCCUGGUGUGGUGCGGUGGAACGGGGAGGUCGAGACGAUCCCAUCGGAGUAA
Molecule: messenger RNA, 1563 nt
Organism: Fibroporia radiculosa
Lineage: Eukaryota; Fungi; Basidiomycota; Agaricomycetes; Polyporales; Fibroporiaceae
Exons: 2
Coding region: 1-1563 (520 amino acids)
Biological process (GO): positive regulation of transcription by RNA polymerase II
Cellular component (GO): nucleus
Molecular function (GO): DNA-binding transcription factor activity, RNA polymerase II-specific; zinc ion binding; sequence-specific DNA binding
Source: RefSeq, a predicted model, not a curated record